UGGUUCUGAGGUGUCACUGAAUGGGAGACUUUCAGGACUUUCGUUUCUUUCUCUCAGGACUAUUAUUAUAUUCCGUCUAUUGGUUCUUGGAGGAGUCAAUGCGAACCUGACCAAUCAUGGGGCAGGGUUUGUCAAAGGAGGAUGAGGAGGAGUGCGUUGAGCUUCGAGAACUCGGUGCUGUACGUCUGGCUGUGAUUGGCCAUCAAUUCAACGAAUUGUACUCAGAGAGCAAAGGCAAGCGUGGCGUGCUGCUGGAUCGUGCUGCAUUUUCCCGUCAUUUCCAAGUACCUGUUAUCCUUGGGGACCGGCUCUUCGAGGCGUUCGAUACCGAAAAGAAUGGUGUAGUUUCAUUUGAGGAGUUUGCCCGUGGCUUAGCUGUGUGCCUGCAUGGCACGACUAGUGACAAGUGUGAGCUCUUGUUCAAUAUGUUCAACCUGGCUGGUGAUGAGGGAGUGAGCCGUGACGAGCUGCAGUUCAUGCUGCACGCCACGCUUGAGUCUGCGCUGACCAUUGUGAAGGCGUUGUCUCCACGUGCCAACGCUGUACUGGAGGGAGAGACACUCAGUGAAACUGUUAAGCGCACUGUGGAUGAAGCCUUCACAACAUGUGACCUCACUGGCAAUGGAAAACUGCUUUCCAAUGAGUUUGAGAUGUGGAUGCGACGUAAGCCUGAGCUGCUGGAAUCCAUCCUGAACUGGCGGUCCCGUAUGAAGGCAACCCGGCUGGCCUCCGAUGGACACCCUACGCUUCGAACGGCCAGUCCUGCACCACAACGGUCAACCACCAAUACCGGCAACACGACGAAGUCAACCAGCUCCAGUAUAGAAGAGACUACACUCAAUGCAGAGGAGGGCACUGCCACACCAGCACUCACCCUGGCUGCCAGUGGUGGUGACGAGCUGCCAGCAGAAACUGAAGACGCAGUAGAGAAGGCCAGUGAACAGCAAGGUACACUUGCGGACAACGUAGCAGCAGUGGCAGCAGGGAGUACGCUGAACACCCGAGGCAUUGGUAGCACCAGUAGCCAGCUUCACGACGUCAAUGCCACCAUGGAGAGUAUAGAUAUCAAGGACGCAAGUUUCCUAAGCCAAGGCGCCCUCCUGGAUCAACCUCCAUCUGCGGGUGUGUCUGGCAAUGCCGUGAUGGACGUUGGUAUCUCGGAGGAAAUGUCCAGUGCCAAAAUACCACUGGUAGUGGAUGAAGCAAGGACACCUUCCCCUGAAACAGAUCCAGUUGAAAUCAAGCCGGCUGAUGUGAGUGCUGACCCGGAAGCCAGCGCAGCACUGCGCGAGGCGGAUGUUACGGCUAGUCUUAGUGCUGCGCCCAUGGAUGAAGUCGGCUUGAACACACCCUCGUCAACGCCAUCUCUCUCAAGACAUGACACGCCAGCACCGCGAAUCAGCCCCGCUCCAAGUCACUCGCCAGCUCUUAUUCGCACACAGGGCAGCUCAACGCCAUCAUCUUCCACGCAGCAGCAAAGUGCUGUAUCCCCGGUGACUUCGUCAGACGCACAUGUUGCAGCCGUUCCAUCCAAUGAGAGCAUCAAGUCCACGUCGUCCACUGGUACCGACGGUAGCCUGUUCAGGCGCAAGAAACAACAGCCAGAGCUACCACCGGCUGCUUUCGAUUCAACGGGUGUACAUCUAGUCAACCGCAGUCAAAUGACCUCACCAACACUGGCUGGUUCGAUAUCACCACUCUAUGAUCACGACUCGGAUCACAAUAUGACGGAGCAAGUUGCAGUGGAGCGCCGCAGAACGUCAUGGCUGGCCAGUCCGCAAACACAGCAGCUACUGGCUAACAUGGCCACAAACUCGCAGCUGUCUCGUGUUGACCAGUCGUUUCUCACCAUGCCAGGUUUGCUGGUAGACGGCUCGCAGUCUGAUCCAGUGCGUGAGUUGCUCACUCGCUAUGGAUUAGAAGCGGAAGCGAAAGAUCGUCAUGUACUCAAUGUGGAUAACGUCACUAUGGAUCAAGUUGGCCUGCAGAAGCUACUGAAGGGCGGUUGCUAUCGAGCUGCAUUGGAACUGACUGCCCGGUUCUUGACUGCCCACGGGCAAGGUAUUGGACAGAGAGGUCAGCCAGCUCUACACACGCACAAGACGUUACAGAUGUGGCUAGCUCGUGUUGCACUGCUCAUGAAGCUGGGACAGUUCUCCGUGGCACACAAUGAGCUGAAAGCGUUUGGUAACUUUGAUGCACCGGAUAUGUACUUUGAGUACUAUCCAGAUGCUUACCCAAACCGUACUGGAUCUAUGGUUCCUUUCAGCCUGCGCCUACUCCAGGCGAUUGUACCGCAAUAUGCCGGAGUGCCGUCAGAGGCAGUGGAUCGCCUGCAAUACGUGAAGGACUAUGUUGAAAUUAUUGUGAACAAUCUGCAUGCAGGUCGUUCUGAGGAUGGACAAGCGCAGCUUGAUGAUACAGAUCACAGAGUGUCACUUGAUCUGUGGGAGCGACGUCUGCUGGAUGUCAAAUACGCCAUGGGCAAUGCUUUGCUCAGCAUCAAGGACUAUGAUCUUGCCAUUCAGAUGUUCCUGUCCAUAGCGGAGACGGAAGAGUCCUCAGCGCCUCUGCUUCUCAGUCUUAUCGGCAGAAUCUACUUACAACUUGGCGACCUGAGAUCAUCCCAGGAAGCGUUCCAAGCCGCUGAAAGCAAGGCCGGUGAUAAAUCCUCUGAUCUGUGCCGCAAACUUCAUGCAAUGCACAAGGGAUUUAACGAUGUAACUGCAGCCAAGUACCAAGAUGCUUUCCGUCACUUCCAAGGAGUGCUGCGUGUGGAGUCCUUCAAUCCUGUGGCAAUCAACAACAUGGCCGUCUGUCUCCUCUACACAGGCAAGCUGACUGAGGCGGUUCAAGUACUUGAGGAGUUGGUUUGGAAAGAUCCACCAACCCAUCUUCAAUCGGCCUCAAUCUGCAACCUGUGUACGCUGUAUGAGUUGCAGUCUUCGCGUGCCAAUGACAAGAAGCUGAAAUUGCUGCGCCUUGUGGCCAAACACUGCGGUGAUGGGUUUGCAGCCGAUUCGCUCAAGUUGUCAACGUAGAUCAGUCUAGCUCGACAUCUUUGUUCUAGUUGUCCCCUUUGUCCAUUUAGCUGUAGAUUGGGUGCAAGGACAUGUGAAUUUUGUUCGGAUUGUUGUUUGUCUAUCAUUAUCUAUUUGUUUACUCUUUUACUGCUACCAUCGUUGCUUGUUUUGUUUUUUACUUGAGGAUACUGCAUGUGUGUAAUUAAGUCAUGAAACACAUAAAUAUCACAGGUACACACCACACACACACAUACACACAUACACACACACGUGCACACACACAACAUGCAUGCACAUACAUGUGUGCCCGGCACACAUCACACAAAGCUGAUCCGGACAUUGGUUUGUUAUUUUAUUCACUAGGAUUUUAAAAAUUCUGUAAAAAUCAUUAUUUUCUUUCAUACACAGAAAGUGAAAGGGCCAAUUUUCGUGCUUGUAUCAAAAUAGAAAAUUUGUAAAAAAUA
Sycon ciliatum is the source of this 3487-nucleotide messenger RNA. RefSeq names its product trafficking protein particle complex subunit 12-like. The record is from RefSeq and is a predicted model, not a curated record. The coding region runs from base 117 to 3041 and encodes 974 amino acids. Lineage: Eukaryota; Metazoa; Porifera; Calcarea; Leucosolenida; Sycettidae. Gene Ontology annotation, molecular function: calcium ion binding; protein binding. Gene Ontology annotation, cellular component: Golgi apparatus; TRAPP complex. The transcript has 19 exons.